GAAAUUACAAAGUCAUUCGUUGUCCAACUCUCUCACACUCCAGUUUUAAUCUUAGCACCAUGAAGCUGAUCGCCCCAAUCGCCGCCCUCAUCGCCGCUGCAUCAGCCGGCCAAAUCUACUCCGGCCAAUCAGCGGAGAAAUACGCGCAGUCAGCCGAACAAUAUCAAUCAGCGCUCGAGUAUCAGCAACGCGGCUUGUAUUCUGACCACUCACAGGCGCCGCAGAGCUUCAGUCACGAAGCUCCAGCGCACUCCAGCAGACCAGCUGGGGAGAAGACUGCCAGGAUCCUGGGCUUCGAAGUGGAGAAUAAUGGACAUGAAUACAAAUACUCUUAUGAGACUGAAAAUGAGCAUGGUACCGUAGCCCACGGCGCCUACUCCUACAAAGGUGAUGAUGGCCAGACCUACACUGUCACCUACACAGCUGAUGAGCAUGGUUUCCACCCUCAAGGAGAGCACCUUCCCACACCACCACCAGUUCCUGAAGAAAUCCUGAAGAGCUUGGAGCAGAACGCUAAAGAUGAAGCCGCUGGUAUUUUUGAUGACGGAAAAUACAAGGAGCAAUCUGGCCACGGGCUGGCCAAUGGUCACCAGCAGCAUGAAGCCAGUUACCAAUCCGUUGGCUACCAAGCUCCAUCAGGACAUGGAUCAGGCGUUAACUUGGCGUUCCAUGGUCAAUCUAACCAUCUCUCUGGUGCUGACUUAGCGUACCACGCUCAUGCAGCCAAUGCACUCUCCAGCCACGGUCUUCAAGGUCAUUCUUCUGGUGCCCAAGUGGGACAUCAGACUCCUGCAAGUCAUGGCAUCCAGUUAGCAUUCCAUGUUCCUUCAGGCCAUGCGUCGGGUACUCAAGCAUCAUACAGUGCCCCGGUUCACAGGCCAAAUCCUCAAUUAGCGUACCAUGCUCAAGCAGCUCAAUCCUCAGGAGGGCAACUAGCUUUCCAUCUUCCUUCAGGACACAGUUCUGGUGCCCAAUUGGCUUUCCAUGUGCCAUCAGGGCAUGCAUCUGGUGCCCAGUUGGCGUAUCAAGUCCCCACGGGUCAUGCAUCGGGCUCUCAAAUGAUGUAUCAGGGAUAUGCUGGCAAUGCCCAUUCAGGUCAUGCUUCGAUUCCUGAAUUGGCGUACCAUCAUUAA
Spodoptera littoralis (African cotton leafworm) is the source of this 1133-nucleotide messenger RNA. The record is from the annotation of a GenBank genome assembly. NCBI's taxonomy places the organism in Eukaryota, Metazoa, Arthropoda, Insecta, Lepidoptera, Noctuidae.